UCGAGAAAUUAGCACACCCAUGAAUGUGAGCUAACGGGCCCGAAUUUUUCAUAAAAGUAACCUUCAAAGGAAAUAUAAUCGGACAUUAAGACACAUCCAGAACAGAACAUUGAACUGUAUUGUUCCGUAAACACAAGACGCCGCGAUGCCGUCGCUCAGCUGUCGAUUUUACCAGCACCGGUUCCCAGAGGUGGAGGAUGUGGUGAUGGUGAACGUGAGGUCCAUCGCUGAGAUGGGAGCGUACGUCAGCCUGUUGGAGUACAACAACAUCGAGGGCAUGAUCCUGCUGAGCGAGUUGUCCCGUCGACGUAUCCGCUCCAUCAACAAGCUCAUCCGCAUAGGCCGCAAUGAGUGUGUGGUCGUCAUCCGAGUAGACAAAGAAAAGGGUAAGAGCAGGCGGGAGGGUCCGGACCACUACAG
Molecule: messenger RNA, 420 nt
Organism: Notothenia coriiceps (black rockcod)
Lineage: Eukaryota; Metazoa; Chordata; Actinopteri; Perciformes; Nototheniidae
Product: eukaryotic translation initiation factor 2 subunit 1
Exons: 2
Biological process (GO): translational initiation
Cellular component (GO): eukaryotic translation initiation factor 2 complex; eukaryotic 48S preinitiation complex
Molecular function (GO): translation initiation factor activity; RNA binding; ribosome binding
Source: RefSeq, a predicted model, not a curated record